Molecule: messenger RNA, 1733 nt
Organism: Cryptomeria japonica (Japanese cedar)
Lineage: Eukaryota; Viridiplantae; Streptophyta; Pinopsida; Cupressales; Cupressaceae
Product: GDSL esterase/lipase At5g03610-like
Exons: 5
Coding region: 543-1688 (381 amino acids)
Molecular function (GO): hydrolase activity, acting on ester bonds
Source: RefSeq, a predicted model, not a curated record
GUGUACAUGAUCUAGAAUGUAGCUUUUCUUCUUUAGAUCCUUUUCCACUUGUAGUUGUUGUAGUUGAUUGCAACUCAAUCUCCAACCCUUAAAUUUGUCUUUUUCUAGAAUCUCUUUGAAAAGUUCUUGGAGAUUAAUUUUGACAUCACAUGUCAAAUAGUUUGUCAUAUAAACCAGACAACCAAAUUUGCUGACCAUAGAUCUAGAAGGUCAUAAAAUGUGGUUGCCCACAUGCCAUCAACACUGUUUGCGUUUCUGCCAUUUUUCCUGCUCUCUGUAAUUGAUAAUCAUUAAUAACCGCUUUUCUUAUUGACAAUUUUGGAGGUAAUUUUAGUGUGGUUCCUGAUUGAAGAAGUGCUGUUUCAAUUAGAACAACAUUUCUUUGCUUUUCUGUACUAUUUAAUCUAAACUCAGUCUCCAAACUUUUUGAUUCAAACUCCUCCAGAAGGUCUUUCAAAAGUUAUUGAUCUUGAUCAUACAAGUCAAAUAGUUUUGCCAUAUAAACCAGAUCUACUGGCCAUAGAUCUACAAGGUCAUAAAAAAUGGUUGCCAAGAUGCCAUCAGCUCUGUUGAUGUUUAUGCCAGUUUUCCUGCUCUCUGUAAUUGGUACAUGUAGUGGAGAUCAAACAACAGCAUUUUUUGUUUUUGGAGAUUCAUAUGCAGACACUGGAAAUUACCAUCCUCCUGUGAAUAAUAGCAUAGUUUCAGCAUGGAAGUAUCCAUAUGGUAUCACUUGGCCUGGGCACCCAUCUGGCAGGGUAUCAUCUGGCAGAAUUCUUACAGAUUAUUUAGCCCAAAUCUUAGGUCUUCCAUCUCCAAUAACUUACAGGGUCCUGAACAGUUCAACCCAUCACAUAGUAGCAUUGCAAGGCAUAAACUUUGCAAUAUCAUACAGUGGGGUAUUUGACUCACUCGGAGUUCCAAAGCUGAGCGUCCAAGUUGGAAAUUUCAAGGAUACCAUUAUAUCUCAGAAAUAUGAUUCUCAUCAUCUAAAGCACUCAGUAGUUCUUCUCACUCUGAAUGGAAAUGAUUAUGCUGCUACAAAUGUUAGCGCAGUGGGAACAGAGAAGUUUGUCAAGAGUGUUAUAACAGAGAUGAAACUGCAGCUCACAGAGCUAUAUAGUCUUGGGCUAAGGAAUUUUCUGGUAUCAAAUAAUAUGCCCUUUGACUGUCAACCUGGUUAUCUACAGUCUGGAGCGGUAUGCUUCAACACAACAAUGGAGUUAGUGUCUACCCACAACAAUUAUCUAUCACAAGCCAUUUCAGAGCUGAGUGAACUUGAAGAUGCCAACUUCCUCAUCCUUGAUUUCUUUGCAGCCUUCUCUCAUAUCAUCUUGAACCCAUUUGCAUAUGGAAUCCAUGAGAUGAGUAGAUCGUGCUGUUCUAGAGAUGGAAACAUGAGUAGCUCAGUUAUUGGGUGUGCUGAUUAUGAUGAACAAGGAAGAGCUCUUUUUCAUCUGUGCAAGUCUCAAGAGGAAUUUUUCUUUUUUGAUUGGUACCAUCCUACUCAAAAGGGAUGGCAAGUGAUGAUAAAUCUUCACUACUCCCAUAAUGGGUUUGUUCAAGAUGGCUCUUUUUCUCAUCUUCAAUCUCUAGCAAAAUGGCUUUCUGACAGGGUCGGCUUGGAUUCUUAUCCUCCCAAAUUUUCACAAAAACGCAUGCAUAGGAAAGUGAAUAAUGAAUAUUAAAGCUGGGAUCACAAAUAGCCCAUUAUAAUCCAUUUUUGUUUGCUC